GGCGGAGGAAGCAAACUCAUUAGAAUCCUAUAAAAAGAAAGUAUCCGAGAUCAUAAAACAGCCGGCUGCAGGACUAAGUGCUCACUCACAGCCAGACAGAGACACAGUGGAAAACCUGUCAGCUUUUCUUUCUGACCCUUCAGAGCAUCAGCAUUUUAACAGAUCUCCACUGAUCCCCCUCCACACUGGGCUCUCUGUGCUUUUUCAGACCACUGUGUCGAUGGCAGUCAUUCUUCUGAAUAUCUGAUUUUUUCAGGAACCAACUUCUGGCACCAUCACCAAGCGUUACGCAUGGACACUGCCAGGACGCACACGUCUCACUGAAGAAACUUAUUUUUACAAGGCAGAGUUAAGGUUAUUCUUUUUAUUUUUUGUUCACAUUGCAGUGUUUUUUCCCCGAGGAUGUUCGUCUCCACUUGGAAUAGAUGUUGUGUUGUGAUGUUUCUCGUCGCCACACUGAGGACAGGGACAUCACAGGUAUCAGAGGCGCGCCCGAAGGCGAACUCCAUCAAGCCUGCUCUGCUGGAAGAGACACCGACACCGGCUACCAACCGCUCUGCUACUGUCACCAAGAAACAGAACAUCCUUGCGCAGGUGUAUCCAUGCAGCAAUGAUAAGGAGUGCAGCGUGGGCAGCUACUGCCACAGUCCUCAACAGGCUCCGUCUCGCUGCCUCACCUGCCGCAGGAGGAAGAAGCGCUGCCAUCGAGAUGCCAUGUGCUGCCCUGGAAACCGCUGCAGCAACUAUAUUUGUGUCCCAAUCUCUGAGAGCGUCCUCUCACCACACAUCUCAGCGUUAGAUGAACAUAACAAGCUCUCCACCAAAGACCACAGUUGGAGGAAGGGUGGGAAAGCACAUGCAAAGCAUUCUCUUAAAGGGCACGAGGGCGACCCUUGCCUUCGCUCGUCCGACUGCUCGGAGGGCUACUGCUGCGCCCGUCACUUCUGGACCAAAAUUUGCAAACCGGUGCUGCGGCAGGGAGAGGUGUGCACCAAGCAGAGGAAGAAAGGCUCUCACAGCUUGGAAAUCUUCCAGCGCUGCGACUGCGCCAAAGGCCUCUCCUGCAAGGUGUGGAAAGACGCCACCUCCUCGUCCAAGUCCAGGCUCCACAUGUGCCAGAAGAUCUGAAGCUGAGGCAGCUGCUGUCGGCGCAGAGGCCUCUGUCUCCAUCUGCCAGGGAAAGUUUUUUAAAGGAUGGGUUGUGGCUGUAUUGAAAGGAGUAAAAAGACAGAGACUAACAAGAGACAGAACAGACUGUGUGGGUUUAAAGCUCGCUAUUGGGCGAGCGGAGAGCAAAUGGGAAUGCUUUAAUGUGUUUGCUGUGAGUGGUCGAUCCCUGUACCCACAUAGAAACACUGAUCCACAUUCACAUACCACACACACACACACACACACACACACACACACACACACACACACACACCUCACGGCUUUGACAGAUCAAUGAGCUUGUGCUGUGUUUGUUCACAAACCCAACAAACCUUUUACACAUUAUUACAACAUUCAGGGAGCCACAGAGUUAGCCAGUAGAUGCUGUGAUAGGUGUGGACUUUUUCUAGCAGUCUUUCAUCAAGCUACAACCCAUAAUAUUACUAUUUACAGACAAGCCAUAUUUUUUUUUUACUGAAUAGUACAUUCCUUAACGAUCUCUGAAGUCAAUUAGUUUGCUGUUUUGUUUCAUUUCUGGAUCUGAAUGGUUUCCAUUUUAUGCCAUCAGUUUUUCUCACGUUGCCAUAUCUCACUCUGCGUUGCUUAUGUUAGGGUCUCGAAGAAUUCCGCUAUUGCUAUGCAAAACAUUUACAAUCAGUAACAAACGUGCAUACACAUCAUAUUAAAUGAAGAACUGAUUGCACACACUGUUUAUUCACUCAUAUGAGACGCCAAAUAGUCCUAAACCAAAGAAUGAACAAACACUUGCAUUGGAUUGAUGAGUUUCAUCUGGGGAAUUAACUCCUUGCCCUAUUUUUAGCCACAAGAAGAGAGAUAAAGCGCUGUGUUCACUGUGGAAACUGUUUGAUCCGUCACAUACAGCUGUAAUCUAUUGUGAUACAACUGUGUGGGUUAAAUCACCGACGUAGCGCACUGCUGCAGGCUUAGCGGUUCUUCCGAUACCAGAGCGAGAACCAGACUAGUUCUGCUUUUCCAAUCACAUGAACGGGACUCAAGGAUAUGAUGGAAUUGCAAUUUUUUUCCGUUUACGAAAGCCAAUACGAAUGGAGAUACAAAAGGUUACAAAAAUGCUCCAUAAGCCUGAUGCUUUCAAAGAGAACUGUAGUUUGAAUCAACGUUUUGUUGAUGGCAUGCGGCCCUGUUUAUUUCUCUGUUUUUCAAAUACUUUCUUCUCAUGAAAUAUUGCAGAGCUUUAUGUUGUACUGGAUAUGAAGCGAUGCCUUUUUCCAGUGUCAAUCCUCCACAGCAACCACUCAUUACAAAGAAAGACAAUAUAAUAUCACAUUUGCCUCCUUUUGCUUGUUUUGUUGUUGUUAUUGUUGUUGUUUUUUUUUUACAGCAUCAAGUGCAUAUAUUUUGUAACCAUUUAAAAUAUCAAUAAGCUCUUAUAUUGUAAAUAGACGAGAAGCAAUGAAAAUGUAUUUAAGAAUCAAUGUAUAUCAUGUACAUAUAAUAACAUAUGAAUCCUAAACAUUACAGCAAAAUGAUCUAGGCGAGAAGAGGAUUGAAAAUGGUAAAUGCUGUGUGUAUAGAUAAGAGGGGGGAAGACAUAGAUAGCUUUGAUAGCUGUGACUGAUAUUCCAAACUGGACGCAUCAAAAAGAUAGUUCCUAAAGGAGAAGACAUUAGUUUCCAAAAACACUUUGUGUAAAUGGUGUGUAAAUGGUGUGAAGAUUUAUAUCCCACUAAAUAUUGUUUGUGUGAAUACUUUGCAAUGAUUUGUUUUGUGUAUUUACAAUGAUGAAUGAAUAAAAGAAUGUAUUUUGUA
This is a messenger RNA of Amphiprion ocellaris (clown anemonefish), 2937 nucleotides long. It is a transcript of the gene dkk2, whose product is annotated as dickkopf WNT signaling pathway inhibitor 2. Gene Ontology annotation, cellular component: extracellular region. Gene Ontology annotation, biological process: multicellular organism development; negative regulation of canonical Wnt signaling pathway. Bases 403 to 1128 code for a protein of 241 amino acids. The transcript has 4 exons. Lineage: Eukaryota; Metazoa; Chordata; Actinopteri; Pomacentridae. Gene Ontology annotation, molecular function: receptor antagonist activity; co-receptor binding. The record is from RefSeq and is a predicted model, not a curated record.